Molecule: messenger RNA, 9487 nt
Organism: Mustela erminea (ermine)
Lineage: Eukaryota; Metazoa; Chordata; Mammalia; Carnivora; Mustelidae
Gene: NECTIN3
Product: nectin cell adhesion molecule 3
Exons: 9
Coding region: 641-2176 (511 amino acids)
Biological process (GO): heterophilic cell-cell adhesion; homophilic cell-cell adhesion; symbiont entry into host cell
Cellular component (GO): apical junction complex; adherens junction
Source: RefSeq, a predicted model, not a curated record
CAUUGGAAAUGUUGGGAAGGGGGGAACGAGGCGGGGACGAGGCAGGAACAAGGGGCGGGGCCUGCUAACCCAUUCCAGAUUUUCCUGUCCUCUUGAAAGCUCUGCUUUGGGAGAAACCCGUUAUCAAAGUGGAGAGAAGAGAUUUUUUUUUUUUUUAAGGGGGAGGAGCGUGUGUAGGAGGGCGGGGUGGGAGGAGACGCGGCUUGCAGUCGGCGAUCAGACGGGAGCUGGAGUUGUGCGGGGAGGGAGGAAGGGAGGGCGAGUCCCAGCGCCCGCUCUGAGGGUCGGCUUCCUCUCCCCCUCCCGUGCGGGGCGGGGUGGUGCGUUCCGAGUUCCCAGGAGUUCGAGGCGGGCGGGUGCCUGGGGGAGGGGAGUGGCGGCGGCGGCGGCUGCGGGCGGCUCCCGCCUCAGCCUCGGCAGUGGCGUCGGCGACGGCGGAGUCGAGGCAGCCGUGAGCGCUCGGCUGACUGUCAGCCGGCGGCGACGGCUCAAGAACUGGGAGUUGGGCACCCGCGCGCCGGACCUUCCGCCGCCGCCGCCGCCGCGCCGCGGCCGCUGCUGCCGCCGCCCAGAGCCUAAGGCGCCGGGGCCUGGGGAGCCGGGGGGUGGGCGAGCGAGCGGGCCGGGGGGAGGGUGGGGGAUGGCGCGGACCCCGGGGCCGGCCCCGCUGUGUCCCGGAGGCGGCAAAGCACAACUUUCCUCCGCUUCUCCCCCCGGGGCCGGACUCCUGCUGCCGCCCCCGACGCCACCACCGCUACUGCUGCUGCUCUUCCCGCUGCUGCUCUUCUCCCGGCUCUGUGGUGCCUUAGCUGGGCCAAUUAUUGUGGAGCCACAUGUCACAGCAGUAUGGGGAAAGAAUGUUUCAUUGAAGUGUUUAAUUGAAGUAAAUGAAACUAUAACACAGAUUUCAUGGGAGAAGAUCCAUGGCAAAAGUUCACAGACUGUUGCAGUUCAUCAUCCUCAGUAUGGAUUCUCUGUUCAAGGAGAAUAUCAGGGAAGAGUCUUAUUUAAAAACUAUUCACUUAAUGAUGCGACAAUUACUCUACAUAACAUAGGAUUUUCUGAUUCUGGAAAAUACAUAUGCAAAGCUGUUACAUUCCCGCUUGGAAAUGCUCAAUCCUCUACAACUGUAACUGUAUUAGUUGAACCCACUGUGAGCCUGAUAAAAGGGCCAGAUUCUUUAAUUGAUGGAGGAAAUGAAACUGUAGCAGCCAUCUGUAUCGCAGCCACUGGAAAGCCAGUUGCACAUAUUGACUGGGAAGGUGAUCUUGGUGAAAUGGAAUCCACUACAACUUCUUUUCCAAAUGAAACAGCAACAAUUGUCAGCCAGUACAAGCUGUUUCCAACCAGAUUUGCUAGAGGAAGGCGGAUUACCUGUGUUGUAAAACAUCCAGCCUUGGAAAAGGACAUCCGAUAUUCUUUCAUAUUAGAUAUACAGUAUGCUCCAGAAGUUUCAGUGACAGGCUAUGAUGGGAAUUGGUUUGUAGGAAGAAAAGGUGUUAAUCUCAAGUGUAAUGCUGAUGCAAAUCCACCACCCUUCAAAUCUGUGUGGAGCAGGUUGGAUGGACAAUGGCCUGAUGGUUUAUUGGCUUCAGACAAUACUCUUCAUUUUGUCCAUCCAUUGACUUUCAAUUAUUCUGGUGUUUAUGUCUGUAAAGUGACCAAUUCCCUUGGUCAAAGAAGUGAUCAAAAGGUCAUCUACAUUUCAGAUGUCCCAUUUAAGCAGACCUCUUCCAUAGCCGUAGCUGGAGCUGUAAUUGGAGCUGUCCUUGCUCUUUUCAUCAUUGCUGUCUUUGUGACUGUCCUGCUGACUCCUCGAAAAAAGAGACCAUCCUAUCUUGACAAAGUGAUCGACCUUCCACCCACACAUAAACCACCUCCCAUGUAUGAAGAACGAUCUCCCCCCUUGCCUCAAAAAGACCUUCUAUAUCAGACCGAACACUUGCCUUUGCAGACUCAGUUCAAAGAAAGGGAGGCUGGCGGUCUCCAGCACUCUAAUGGACUAAAUAGCAGGAGAUUGGACUAUGAAGAUGAGAGCCCCGUGGGGGAAGAUGGGAUUCAGCAGAUGUACCCCCUUUACAGUCAGAUAUGCUACCAAGACCGGAGUCCUGGCAAACAUCGUCAAAGCAACGAGCCUGAGAGAGCCUACAUCAACCCACGAGAACAUUACGUGUGAUUUCCCUCUCUUUCCAGUGGAUGUCCUGACAAACGUUUUAUCUUAGACUGGGGAGAGAAACUGAGGUCAAUGGUUAUCAUUUUAUUCUCUCUCGUAUAAAACAAUCCCAGUUUACCUGUAUCAGAAGUCGUGAUGAAUGGCUUGGAGCCAAUAGCCAAUUUCUUUCCUUCCUUAAGAGUUUCUUAGCCACCAGCUGUGUUUGUGAACUUGACAAUAGCUUGUGUGUUUCUGUGAUGAUAGUGUUUAACCACUAAUACUUGGCCUAUGACGGCAUGUUCGUUAAACGUAGAACAUCUGCCCAUGAUGGCAGCAGUGAUUCUCCAAAAAGAAAGGCCCCAGCUGGGACUGUUAACCUGGCUGAGUUUUAGGAAGGCCAGCCUGUUCAUCUGUAACUCAAAUGAGCAGAAAAAAGAGUUCAGAAUCCAUCUCCCUAAUUAUUUCACUGGGACUUGGCUUUCCCUAACAUGCUUAAUGCAAUUACAGUACCUGUGCAAACAGGAGGCCUGAGGAAAGAGGCAAAAUUUGCUUUUUAUCCAAAAACAAAAAUGACAACAAAAAAAGCAGUUGAAACCCUCAAGCCUGUUGGUUGCUUUGAAAGUCUUGUGAUAACUGCAAUCUGUGUUCUUUCUUGAUCGCUAAGGUCCUGAGGGAUACAUGUUUUGUGCUGUUCUCUGCCUAGUCUGGAUUAGCUGCUUGCUCACCAAGGUUCUGCUCUGUUGUUCCCACACUUCUGUUCUUUCCUAGCCAGAUUAGCCUGUUUCCCGCCUAUUCCAUUCUAAAAGCCUUGUCUAAGUGGUGGACAGACUUGAGCCCUGUCCUUCUUUUCUGUAGUAUUGUAUAUGACAAGCUUACCUUUGCCUUCUGAAAUUCCUGUCAAACUAAUCCUAUCCACAAAGGCUUCCACUGCACUCACGCUUCUUCAGACUGCUUCUCAUCCAAGUUUUAUCUACCUCAGAAAAGUCUGCUGGAAAAUCACCGUGAAAUAACUCCUGCUCUUAAAAGCCAGGUAGAAAAUGUGAAAAAAAAAAUUUUUUUAAGUGCCACUCCAGUAUGGCCUAUAUGCUCAACCCCCAUGUUGUCCUUGAUCCUCCCACCCUCUCUUACCUGGUCAAGAACAAGAGCGAAGGGAUGCUAAAAAGCGAAUUGUGUAGUGACUGACUUAGUAGUGCGACACUCUGGUGCCUGCAAACAGCCAUCUUGCGUUUUCUCACCCUCUUUGCCAAGGUAGCUUCACUGAGAUUGAAGGUAGUGAUUUUCGUGGUGUGAGCAGAAGAGGGGGCCCAGGUACCCUCCCAAAUGUCAAUCACUCCCCUUGCAUCUUAAGGGAAGCGUUGUUUUCCUGCGUGUUCGGGAAGAUGAGAGGUAUGUCACAGAUAUGAAAAACACUACAGACUUGCCGUAUAGUAGGAAAGAAUGGCAUAAGUACUAAUAAAAGAGUUCACGCUUCCAGCCGAAGUUUCGGGGGUAGAGGGGAACAGGAUAAUAUGAAUAUAGACUUCAAAUGAGAUACCAAAGAUACCUUGUGAUUCAUGUGCCUGCUCUGGUUCCUGCUUUUGUGUUUGUCUCCUUUUUCUAGGUGCCACGCUCGUUCAGACAAGUUAUCCAGGUUAUUCUACAGUAGUCCCACAGUCUGCCCCUGUUGCCUGGGGGACCGACGGUUCUGGGCGAAAAGAUGCUUAAACUCUAACUCGGCGCCUUAGCAAUUGACAAGGCUGUCUGGUCACGUGGAAUUAAAGGGUAAACCCCAAGAACCCUCCUCGCUGUUGUCACUGUGCUACCUCAGUUAGAGUUUGCUGCCCUUUUUUAGCAAGAUGACGCGGAAAGAACGUAUUUGACUUUAUUACCUGCAAUCCCAUCAGUGAACAGUGUAGCUGAAGGUGGAGGAGUCCUCACAAUUGUUUCCCAAAAGAGAGAGAUGGCUCUGGUCAGUUCUCCUUGAGAGAGAAGCAGUUUUUAUAAAUCCUAGAUGUUACAGAGGAAGAGAUGUGGUGCCAGGUCACCACCCUUAGAAAGUUUUAAAAAGACUUAACACAUGAGGGAUGGUUUCUAGGCUCCUUCUGGGAAGGGGGUUGCUGAAUUAGCAUCACAAAAAUUCUUCUUGGACCUUGGGUGGGGGAGGAGAGUAAAGAUUUCUUCAUUUUCGCUAAAUUUAGAAGGGCUGGGUGGUUUCAGGAGCCUUGGGGCCUGUCUUCAGAGCCCUAUAAAAUUUUUAACAUUUUGAUGGCGUUACGGGAAAGAAAUUUCAGGGUGUAGACAGCUCUCUUAUAGCCACCAACCUCCUAGCUUCUCUGUCAGCUUCAAUACUUCUUGAAUGAAUCAGUAGAUUUUAUAGCUGUUGGCCCUUUACAUGGGUCAGAUAGCUAUAUACUUGUUUGUCCUGGUGUUUCCCUUUGUUCUCUCUGAAUACUGAGUGGAACAGAAAGGAGCUUUAAAAGGGUUUGAUCAGCCAGUCCCCUCAACCAAAAAAAUGCCAUCUGAAAUUAGCCUGUCAAUCUCUACAUUUAGAGCUUAGAGGACUUGAUGAUGGCUAUUUAAAUUUGGAAGUUAGGCCCUUAAAGGUCAAUGAGUGUUAUAAGCCACAACUGAUACUAGCUACUCUUCCCAUAACUGGUUUACUAAAACACACUGAAACAGAAAUAAAUCCCCAGAGCGCUUACCCACUUAACGGUCGCAGCUGAUCGUUUUUUGGGGGGUCGGGGGGCGUGCUCCCUCUCAGACCUGCAGCCCCGGAGUCCUGCGGGGUGUAGGCAGCCCAGGCUCCAAGAGUGUGCAUCAUCGCCAUGUCAUCAGGCUCUUCGCACACCACACCUCUGUACUGUCUAGGGUUGCUCUGACAUCGUGGGAUAGGAAUGAAAUUAAUUCUCAAUGGCAGAAAAUUAAUUGAGAUUAAUUCUUCAAUGGCAGUGAUUUGCCGCUCUUCUGUGAGGAUUCUCCCAUCCUUGGCCUUCUCGUAUUUUCUAAGUUUGAAGAAGUCUAUGCAUUUUGGACUUGGAACAUGAAAUUCUUAACCUGUGAUAGACCUCCCUGUAACACACACGGUAGAUAGUGAAGAAAUAAAUGCCCUAUAAACUAAAUGAACUAGUUCCCUCGUAAAUCCUUCAUGGCCUCAUGUACUCACAAGGACAGCACAAUUUCUUUGUCCAUCUUUUGAGGAUGUAUAUUAUCCUAAUUUCUCUUUCAUAGUAAUCUGAAAAUCAGUUUCAUUUUUCAUUGUAGCCUCUUAUUCCCUGGGGUGUCGAGAACAGACCAUAUGCCAAGAAUUAAAAGAACAGAUUCUACUCCCGACUAACCCCUUUCUAGCCGUGAAAACUUGGGCAAGUCACCUAACCUCACCAGGGCCUCAGUUGCCCACUAUCCAUAAAGCAGAGACUUUACCCAGCCUCUCCAAAAUGUGAGGGUUAAACAAGAUAAUGAUGGGAAAUUAGAAGUUCUCUUCCAAUCGAAAAGGCCUCUGACUCUAUUAUGAUUAAAUGUUGGACCUAAACUUCUAGAACCUUCACCAGCACUGGGAAGAACCAGUGAUAACACGAGAACUUCAAUUUGACCCAGUCUGAGUAUAGACGAGUGCCAGUAGGACAUGCACUUUCUUUUACAGUAACACCGAUUUUGUCUUAUGGAAAGCUUCGUAUCUGGAGCUUAGCCUCUUAAGCUUGGUCUAAAAUUGCAGGUGCCUGUUGCUAUAGCCAGUGGUUGCUUUUAGUUUGCAGAUUACUACUAAUAACAGCUACAUUAGUGAGUUUUUGGUAGAGACGUGAUUCCAGGAGAAGCCGCUUACCUGAAUCCCCCACGGACAAGGACCACAGGACUGUGUCGUCCCCUCUCCGGGAGCCCCUGUGGGGAUGGAAAGGCCCACACUCCUGUGCUGCACACUCACAGACCAUGCCAAUCGCUGGCCAGCUGUGACUUCUUUAAAAUCUGCUGCUGGGGAGAGGAGUUAGGGAAUACAUUUUCUUGAUUGUUUUUUAGCGGAGAUCUAAGAAAAUACACAGGAGAAAACCCAUAAGAAAUGUUUAUUAAAAUGAAAAGAAGCACAUAUGCUCAUUUUUACUUAGCUUUUGAACUUCUCAAAAUGCUCAGAAAGUCUUACAUCUGUUAGAUUAACUGGAGCUGCAAACAAUCCAGUAGUUAAAGCCACCGCAUCCCAGUUGGUUUAGAAUAAUUUGGGCCCAAACAUCUAACACCUCUGCCUUAGUUCUUUGAUACACUGAUUGCUGUUUGCUGUGUCCCACCUUUACUGAACUCCCAGGGAGAGGGGGGUGGAUGGAAGACUAGCUAGAUUUGGUAGAAAACCAGAAGAAGAAUAGGAGGACUAUGAGGUAGAAAUGUCGGGGUCCCUGCCAGUGGCUCAGCCGUGUCCUUAGCUGACAAGAUUCUUCAUCCUUGGACUGUUUGCUGAUCUUCUAGGAGGACCCGGGACUUCCCAUUCUUCUGAUAAACUAGAAACUGCUAUUUGCAAGCCUAUUUGACUGUAGACUCUGCCUGGAUUAAUGUUAUGAUACUUAAAAAGGAAUUUACAUUUUCUCCAUUAAAGAAAAUUGUUGUGAACUGGACUUGACCAGUUUGGUCAUUUGCAAGGAUUGGGGUGUUCUGGUAGCCUCCAGUAGGUAGAGGUGGGUGAGGGCUGCAGCUCCUCACCAGGUGAUUCUUUACACUGAAAUCAGCUUUUAGACCAAUUUCUACAUCAUUCAUGUUUACAAGCAAGCAGGCAUCCUGUAACAAGUCAGCCUGUCCUGUAAGCUUGAAAAUGUCCCAGUUCUGUUCUUUUAGGGAACUCAACAGCAUCUUAUGCAAAAGGUUUAUUAGAAGCAAAUCCAGCAGUAUUCCAGAAUGUUUAGUGUCAGGCGACCCAGUUCUGUUUUAACUGCUAGACACAGAAUAGGUUAGUAAUCAAGGGAUCCGGGGCUAGUGGGCUUACUUGAGUCUCCUAUCCUACUGAUGGGAGGCCUGAAGUGACCUGCAGUAUUGGGCCAGUCCAUGUACCUUUAAUUCUAGUAAUUUGGCCCUUGAAAAUUAUCAUUUAUUCACAAAGUCUCCGGAGUUAAGCUACUAAUAAAACACUGGUGGUAGAAGCCUCUAAAGAGAGUUUUUUCAAAUGCUAACAGCCUUCCGAGGAUGUUAUCCGCCACCACCCACACCCCCCCCCCAGCAGGAUUCUUCAAAAUGUUAACUAAUGGCUUCCAGGGUGUUUACUAGGACUAAUUAAAGAUUGCCAAAAUAAUUUCGAUUACAUAGAAUGUAACAGAAUUUGCUCAGGAUUCCUCAGGAUAUCACACCUGCUAACAUUUCUCCUUAGUGAGGACCUUUCCUUUCUUGGGGGGAAAGGGGCAGGGACGAUAUGUGUGAGAGACAGAGGGGAGUAGGGUCCACUUAAAAAUUUUUUUAAAAAUUUUUCCAUUCACACGCACAAAAGAACCUUCACAUCUGCAAACAUUUCACUCUUUCAGGUGCAUUUUAUCAUAUUUGUUUUAACAUUAUCUCUCCAAAAAAAAAGUUUAGGGGUAGGAAAAGAAAGGUUCUAUUUACCUUGAUGGUCAAAAUACAUAAAACAUUAGGGUUAUUUCUACUGCAUUUUCAUUACUAAGUUAGUUAUUCUCAAGUUUCAGUUUGACUGUGGCACCAAGUAAUCUAAAAUGAAAGAGAAUGCCGAAACCUCAGAUGACACUACAUACCGUUUUAUCAUCCAGUAUCAACUGAGAGCAUGAUGUGGGAGUUCCUUCCAAAUCCCCGGGAGAAGGGAAGCUGCCGUGGAUAAAGAAAAGGAUUCUCCAUGUCAUCGUUUGGGAAUAACUCCCUUCCACUGGUCCACUCGCAGGAAUUUUCUAAUCCAUGUUUGGGGUCUAAGGCCGUGAUAUGUGUCAAGUUACCUACCUCCCUGCACUAAAAAGAACUAGCUAUAUUCUGUAUUCUUUACCAAACAGUUGCCCCCUUGAGGUUUUCCCCAGCAGGAUCCUUGGUAUCAUAGCCUGAACUGGUUGUAUUUAUCAUCACGACAUGGGAUUGAACUGUGACACCUAGAACGAAAGACUCCCUGGGAAUCCAGAAUAUCAGAUGUCCUACACUGGCUUAGAACUCAGACCCAUGCUGCUAUAACUAUGUCCAAUGGCCAUGAAGAGAUGUUUUGUGAGUCUCCUCCAGAAGUUAGGAAUAUACCUCAAACAUCCCUAAAGUCCCAUAACUCCUCACAAUAGAUCUAUGAAGCCCAGGGUCAAGUGAUGGGAUGUCACUGUUUUGGCUUCUAACAAUGGUUCCAGAAACGACCAGUAUUCUUCCUUAACCCGCCCUAGCACGCUGAUCAGGCUAAUUUAAAUUCCUCUCUCAAGACAUGUUGAUAAACUCGGUGUCCCUCAUAUUCUGGCUACAGACAGCAGUAUUUUGCCCUCAAUGCGUUGGUUUGCACUUCCCCGCACUGUGGCUCAGUAAUGCCUCUGCUUUUUCCCGCGGUCUUAUGAGAACUUACUGCGUAUUCAAUACCCAGAAGAGCAUUUGCCAUCUUAGGUUUCGCUGUGUACUUGAAAUUCCAAGUCCUUUGUGUAAAAAAAAAAAAAAAAAAAAAAAAAGUUAAGUAGCUGUUGUGGCUACUGGAUCCCUGGACUAUUCCACGUGUCCGUGCAGAAAAGUUCCUGUUUAUCCUCUAUCUUCUGUUUCUACUCCUAAGCCAGUGCUUAAAGACAUGACGUCUGUUCCAGCCUGUUCCCUCUUAAAGUGGUCUUAACAUCUUCACUUCUGUAGUCUUCAGUCUUACCUGUAAGUUUGUACUCUGUACCUCACAUGACUUUAUGGAGGGACAAAUAAGAUACUUUGGGGUUGUCUUCAAGUGAGGUCCUACUUUUAAAGUGAUCUUAUAAAAGCCCCUGGGCUUAGAAAUGAGAAAUACUAUAGCUAUAAUUCUUUUCCUAUUCUUGUUUUGCUAUUUUUAAUUCUGAAAAGUGAUCUCUGUCUGAAUAGGCUUCCUCUGGUUUUAACUUUCUUCCCAUUAACCCUUUUUACACUGAAGCUGUCCUCUCUCCUUAUCCAUUCUCUGAACUUUUUAUUUACAGAGCCAAAACUAAUUCUCCCACAGCAGAUCCCACCUACGUUUACUCCCACCAUUCAGCGAAUUAUAGUACAUAAGCAAACAUUUGGCUCUGUGCAUAAGUCAGAAGCUAGUCUAGUGAGACUUCACUCUGGCCCUGAGAAGAUCUGAUCAUGUGCCUCGGCUUCCCUGCAUAAACUGAGGUUAAUUCUGUUAUCUCACAGCACCUGCGGGUUGUGAGUCUUGGCUAGUAAGUGCUGGAAAGCAUCUUGCAAAUGUGUCCCCUACUACGUAAACAU